Bradysia coprophila is the source of this 4052-nucleotide messenger RNA. It is a transcript of the gene DCTN1-p150, whose product is annotated as dynactin subunit 1. Lineage: Eukaryota; Metazoa; Arthropoda; Insecta; Diptera; Sciaridae. The record is from RefSeq and is a predicted model, not a curated record.
GCAAACUUCAAAUUUUGUUUUUGCUCGAAUUGAUGUCAUAGUUUUCACGUUUAAGAAUUUUUGUCAAAUCUACACGAAUUUUCACACGAUUCAUUCACAUUUAGUGAAAAAUUAGAGAAGCGUGUUCAAUUGGUUCCACCGGGUCGGUGAUAUUUGUUUGGUUUAACGUACAUUCAUCAUCAACCAAUCAAAAAAAGGUUCACUGCCUCUCCCUUCGAUUUUGACUGGCUUGAACAGAAUCGAGUGCUAACAUGUCUGAGAAAAAUCUAAAAGUCGGACAAAAGGUGGAAGUCGUCGGCAAGAAUGUUACUGGCGAAAUUGCAUUCAUCGGAAUGACUACAUUCGCUACGGGAAAAUGGAUUGGAGUCAUUUUGAACGAACCGGUUGGGAAGAAUAACGGUACACUCAAAGGGACUGUUUAUUUCUCCUGUGCCGAAAACUGUGGCAUGUUCGUUCGGCCCACUCAACUGGUGGUAUUAGACGACGCUGGUAAUCCCGUUGAGAUGUCCACAUCCGGAGAGAAGACAACCAGAUCACGACUGAGCACCUCCGGAUCUGUUAGAUCGGUGGCAAGCACCCGACCAACAACUGUAAGGAGAAAAUCACCAGUGAAAACGCCGCAUUCGGUCAAACAAAAUCUAACUAUGACGUCAUCGAAUUCCAGUUCACGAUUAUCACUGGCCAGUAGUCGUCAAAGUCUUCUUGGUUCUCGUAGUCAACUGGCCAGUCAACUAGCAUCUCCAGAUACGGAACGUUCGGUUCCCGCACCAGCAAUGUCAUCGUCAACAUCUGAACGAACGGAAAAGAAAUCGUCAAUUAGCCCACCCGAAUACAGUUCGGCGUCGAAGCGUGAAUCUUUCGUUGAGACUGGUUUCCUUGAAACGCUACGUCCCCAGUUUACACCAGGCCAAUCCAUUACUUCUCCAGCUAUAUCGGCGGAAGACAAACUGAAUGCGUUGCAGCAGCAACAACACAUUGAAGAGCUAAAAUCUCAAAUUGUUGAUUUGACCGAAAAGCUCGAGACGAUACGGCAACGGCGCAGCGAAGACAAGGAACGUCUCAAGGAAUUCGACAAAAUGAAAACGCAAUUCGAGCAAUUGCAAGAAUUCAAAUCGAAAAUAAUGGAUGCGCAGUCGCAACUACAGAGGGAACUGCAACGCUCUCGGCAAGAGACUAAGGAUGCAAUUGAUGCUCGCGAUCAGUAUGUGGAGGAGAUGAGCGAAUUAGCAGAGAAUAUGGAAUUGAUUACGUUGGACAAGGAAAUGGCUGAAGAGAAAUCAGACACGUUGCAAUUGGAGUUGGAAGCGAGUAGGGAACGGUGUGAAGAGCUUCAACUGGAUUUGGAUAUUUUGAAAGCAGAAAUGCAAAACAAAACAGGUGAUGUCGUUGCUGGAAGUGUAACCGGUGGUGAAGGAAUUACCUCCUACGAAUACAAGCAAUUGGAGCAACAGAACACACGUUUACGAGACACUCUGGUCCGAUUACGUGAUCUUUCAGCACACGAAAAGCACGAAAUUCAGAAGAUCGCUAAAGAGUUGGAGACGAAGAAAUCGGAAGUGAACGAAUUGCAACGCACGAAAAAGAAACUGUCGGCUAAGAUCGACGAGUUAGAGGCGCAAGUCGUUGAUUUGCAAGAACAGGUCGAUGCAGCUUUGGGUGCUGAGGAAAUGGUGGAACAACUGGGCGAAAAGAAGAUGGAAUUAGAAGAUAAGGUCAAACUGUUGGAAGAAGAAGUUGCCGAGCUGGAAGCGUUGGAAGAAGUACACGAGCAACUGGUCGAAAGUAACCAUGAACUGGAGCUGGACUUACGCGAGGAAUUAGAUAUGGCUCUGGCAGCUAAACGAGACGUAAUCCGAGAAUUGGACGCGGCAACGGAGACGAUUUUGGAUCGCGACCAGACCAUCGUGAAAUUUAGAGAAUUAGUUCAGAAACUCAAUGAUCAAAACGCAGAGCUUCGUGAUCGUGCCGCAACCAAUGAACCAGUCAAACAAAAUGCCAUCGCCGAAGCGAUCGAUUUCAAGCAAGUGUUUGCCGAAUCGAAGGCUCAUACCAGAGCCAUUGAUCUUCAACUGCGCCAAAUUGAAUUGAAACAGUCGAAUGAGCACGUCCGACUACUGACGGCAUUUAUGCCCGAAACCUUCCUGGCUCGAGGCAGUGACAAUGACGCAGUUCUGGUAAUUUUGCUGGUGUCACGGAUCGUGUUCAAAGCAGGAAUUAUCGUCGGUCAAGCGAAGGAGCGCUUCCAGACCGUCGACAUUAUCGAUCGAAAUGCGGUGGUUCAAGGUCACGCCGUGCAAGAGUUUUCGUUCAAAUCGCGUCUGUUGCACCACGUUCAUAAUUUACAAGCGGUGAUGCACCAAUUCCUUUACGGCCUGAACGUUUCAACGCCGGAAACUCUACUGAAAGCUGGUGCUUCGUUGCCGGAAAUGAUUGCACAGGAGAAGGUUAUCGACGGUGUUGUUGAACUGUUGAAGGCCAAUCAGUUGGAUGAGAAUUCAUCGACCGACAAUCUCGAGAAAUGUGUGACCUUCUUCAACGCCAUGUACUCCGUGUUGCUGGCAAACGAUAACCUGACGAAUGAAGUUCAGUUAGUUCGUGACUAUACGGCAUCGAUUACAGCAUGCUGUGACGCUCUAGCCACAGACAGUGCGUCAAUGCAGGCGCUGCUACAGGGUGGUGAUGAGGCUGGCGAGUCGGGACAACUGCUACAGUAUGUGGUUGAUUCGAGCAGUACAAUGAAACAACAGUUGAAGUUGAUUAAGCGACGACUGCCACAGGACGACAGUGUCAUCAAGUCAGGAUUGUCGAGCAAAACGUUAACGAAUCUCAAACAAGCGAACGAACAACUUGGUAGAGCCAUGACGGCCAUAUUCAUUUCAUCGAAGCUCGUACUGCAAUCAAUUACCUUGGAUGGCGAAACGGACGUGUCAAUUUCCAAUGAACGAUUGCUGGAGCUGUUGUCAGCUUCAUUUGAAAAAGUGUACGAGCAAGAUGAUCGUGGACCGAAUCAAAAUCUGAAGACAUGUUUGAGUGCAACCAACACGGAAAUGUCCCAGCUCGCGCAGUAUUUGCUCGACAACGAAUACGAGAUAUUGUCGAUGCAAUCAACGAUCAGCAAACCAACGGCACCAAUAGCUCUGCGUGCCCAGUUCAUCAAAAAGCAAUUGGAAGAAACGAAAACGCUUACGGCCAAUCUCGAAAAUCGCGAGGCCGAAAUAAGACAAUUGAAGUUGGCAGCUAAGAUGAAACAGAGCGAACUGUCGGAAAUGCAAAUUCGAAAGGACCUGGCUGAGAAGAAACUGUCCGUGCUGCAGAAUGAUCAUGAGAUCAACACGGACAAAUUGCAGCGUAAAUAUGACGAGACGUUGCAGCUGCUGAAGAAGAAGGAAAAAGAGUUCGAGGAAACCAUGGACCAUUUGCAGUGUGACAUUGAUUCGCUGGAAAAUGAACGCGGUCAGCUACGGGAGAAACUGAAGGCGUACGGAACGAAAAAGGGGGAUUUGAAAGCGUCUACCGCUUUCGACAUUACAGCCGGUUCUCCAUAUAUCGCACAAGAAUUGGCGCUUUUAAAGAAAGCUUUCAACGAUGAACGGUCCGAGCGUCUAAAGCUGCAAGCUAGCGAGAUGAAGAAGGUGCUGAGCAACCUAACUCCAAUCUACGUCCCACAGCCGAAAGACAAUCGAAUCAUCGAGUUGGAAAAGGAUUUAGCAAAAGUCAAAUACGAUUACAUCAUGUCACUGGCUAAGGGUGCCGAAUUUCCUGGCGCACAAACGAAAACCAGCAACAUUUCCAAGCUACUUAGCGAUCAUCAGAACAAGCAAAAAAUUUUACGGCAAGAAAUAAAGAACCGAGUGGAACACUUAGCGUCGAAUGUGUUGGACGAAUAUUUUCAGCGGAAACCGUAUCGGGCCACCAAUGGUGAUUUUUCGAAAUUCGCCACGCCAGAACUGACGCGAGCACUUCGAUCGAAUUAAGAGGAUAUUCUCAUGUAAUUGAUGGAAACAAAGACACUAAUUUAUUUGCAAAUAAACUAUUUACAUAAUCAAAGGCUA